CUCCUCUUUUGCUUUUCGCGUCUAGGUUUUUCCCUGUCCACAACAGUACCUUCCAAGCCCUAACCCAGUGUUGACAAAGUUAGUUCAUUAGGCAUGGAUCAAUUAUCUUCGUCUUCCGUUUCCAGUCUGAAAGUAGAACAUGACAAAAAGAAAAGGCAGUUCUACAUUAUGCUUAAUGCUAAUGCCGACAUACAGUUGAAUCGUCAGGCUCAUGCUGAAUGUCUAGAGAGACUGAGGAAAGCGAGUGGGUCACAUGAUCGUGCUGUACUGUUAUAUGAGUAUGUUGGAAAGAGAACCAUAGACCUUCAACACACAGAAGUACCAGAUGCAUACCGAGGGCUUGGAAUUGCCAAACUGAUGGCUAAGGCUGCCAUGGACUUUGCAGUUGAAGAGGACUUGAAAGUGCACAUCACCUGCUGGUACAUUCAGAAGUUUGUGAAGGAUAAUCCCCUACCAUCAUACACAGAACGUGUACUAAACUGAAGAAGAGCCUGUCCUGACUGGACUCAGCACACACAUCACCUAGUCUGUUGCCCUUUCCCAGCAGUGGAAGUCAGGUCGGGGGAGGUUGAGGAAGUACCAGCAAUUGUCCUGCACCGCUGAAGGCCAAGGAAGCCUUAUGUGGUUCCCAUAAAUUCAGAGAGACAGUUUUUCCACUCCUACAACAUCACUGCUGCAUAUAUCUGUCGUCGAACUCUGGGUUCACCAGUGCUUCUCUGAUAUAGGUGCUACUUGCUGUAAUGUGGGGGAGGGUGGGAAAGAUGAAGAGAAUAUGGGUGAUCACAAGGUAGUCUGUUUUUGUGAUGUUUUUUUCAGAAAAGGAGACAUAUAGCUACAGCUGCUUUGUCUUUGUGUGGCAAAAUACAGUACGCGUUCCCUAGCAGAUUGGAGACUGCCCUGUUACAGAGGGACAAGGGGUCACUGACCUCCUAAAUGAAAACUAUGUCAAGAGCAAAAGAAACAGUGGAGUUCUUGGGUUAUUAAGCCAUUAUGUUAAGUCUGUUGCAUAUUGUGCUCUGUUUGACUAGAAGUCAGGCACUCUAGAUAGUAGGAACAGCUUUCGUAUUCUUUUUCUUUACUUUCCAUUUGGAGCACAUCAGGGAGUCAUGUGCAGCACAGCACAACCGCUGUGAAAAAUGAAGCCUUUGAUAUGAAUAGAAUAUUCAGCUUGUAGAUGAGUUUGGUAUUAUGAUGAUUCUGUUGUAAACAUCAUAUAAUAAAGUGCCUCACCAGUUAAA
This is a messenger RNA of Protopterus annectens (West African lungfish), 1238 nucleotides long. RefSeq names its product protein NATD1-like. Lineage: Eukaryota; Metazoa; Chordata; Ceratodontiformes; Protopteridae. The transcript has 4 exons. Bases 94 to 483 code for a protein of 129 amino acids. The record is from RefSeq and is a predicted model, not a curated record.